GCUUCCCCCUGCUCGCUGGAGGAGUGCCUGUCUGCCAAGCCUCCCACCCCGCCUUCUGUCCAGCCAGGAGAGGACCAGAAAGCAAACAAUAUAGUCACCAUCACAGGCAUCUCCCUGUGCUUGUUCAUCAUCUUUGCCACCGUCCUCAUCACGCUGUGGAGGAAGCUGUGCAGAGCUCAGAAGUGCAGCGCCGCCGUCCGCCGCGGCUCCGUCCAUUCCCCCGCCUUCCGCAAGAACUCCGACGAGGAGAACAUCUGCCAGGGCAGCAGGCAGAGGGACAGCUUCACCGAAGGAGGGGAUGCCCCUGUGAACAUCCCUCUGACCUACAGGCGAAGCCUCCAGUUGGCCCAAGAGGAUGAUGUCUCUGGAAAUGACAGCUUUCAGCCAAAUGCCCAAAAAAUAAUCCCUCCGAUUUUCAGCUACCGCCUGGCGCAGCAGCAGCUGAAAGAGAUGAAGAAGAAAGGCCUGACUGAGACCACCAAGGUGUACCACGUCUCUCAGAAUCCCCUCACGGACACGGUUGUUGGUGCCACCACGAUGCUUCCCCUGAGUGGGGAGAACCACGAGGAGGCGGCGGCAAACAAAUUUAGGAUCAAAUCUCCGUUUCUGGACCAGCCAGUCAGCCAGCCCAAGUUUCUGGGGGAAAGCUCUCACCCUAGGCUGGAUUUUCCAUUCUCACAGGCCAAUCCUGCAAUGAGCCCUACCCAAACCUUGGUAAGGAGAGCUCAUUUCAAGCACCAGGAUAGCAGAGGGGACUUGCCUGAGAGGGGCUGUCACAGAAACCCGCAGUUUAGAAGAACAGCCAGUUUCCAUGAAACUAAAAAAGCCAGGCCUUUCAGAGAGAGAAGCAUGUCCACCCUCACACCCCGGCAGACUCCUCUCUACAACGCCAGGACCAGAACAUGGGACCAGGGCUUGGAGGACAGGAUGAGGCCGAAAUCGAGAAACGCUAAUCCGACAUGUGAGAAACCAGAUCAGCCCCACAGUGCUGUGCCAGGGUGUGAGCCACCAGGCCAUGGCUCCAAGGGCCACCACAGGGCAGGUCCCUCGCUGAAGAAGCUGGACCUGAUCACUGACCGCCAGCCUGCCGGUCAGGAGAAGGCAGCUGAGAAGCCUGAGCCCAGCCGAAAUAAGAGGGGCCCUUCACCUAACUCCAGAGGCGUGUGGCGGAAGGAAACGGGCUCUGCUGGCAAAGAGAACCCCCAGAGAGGCCCAAGUGUAAGCCCUGCCCAGUACCGAAGGGACAAGUGCCAGAGCUUCCCCUUGGACCCCGAGUUUGCCUUCUAUGAUAAUACUACUUUUGGUUUAACGGAGGCAGAGCAGCAGAUGAUCGACCUCCCUGGGUAUUUUGGCUCAAAUGAAGAGGAUGAAACGAGUACUUUAAGCAUUGAGAAGCUGGUGAUCUGA
Molecule: messenger RNA, 1407 nt
Organism: Merops nubicus (carmine bee-eater)
Lineage: Eukaryota; Metazoa; Chordata; Aves; Coraciiformes; Meropidae
Product: thrombospondin type-1 domain-containing protein 1-like
Exons: 2
Cellular component (GO): cell periphery
Source: RefSeq, a predicted model, not a curated record